GAUUUACUGUCACUGCGACAUAGUCAUACGUCUAUUCCUCAUCUCAAAACUGAAACGGCGAUAACCAAAGCUAUGGAACAUCUUUCAGCGCCUUUUGACGAUCUCGUUAUGCUUCAUCUAAAAACUCUUUCCUCGGCAAGUAAAGACGACCCACGGACUACAUACAAUUAUCAAAGUUCAGUUGUACAAAGCUUAACAAGAAUUCUCCAACUUCAAAAAGAUGAUAACUGGAUGUUACCUGUGAUGAAUGUCGUGUGCUUAGAACUGAGAUUAUUGGCUAUACAAGCUGAGAAUACAAAAAGUAAAAACACAAAACCUGGAGAAGUAUUAGAAAAAUGUGCUGAAUGUUUGAUGGGAUGUUUUCGAGUUUGCGCUGCAGAUAAUCGAAGUUCUGAAGAAGACACAAAACGUUGGGGAAUGUUGGCACUUGUUAAUCAAUUACUCAAAGUUUAUUUCCGUAUCAACAAACUUCACUUAUGCAAACCUCUUAUAAGAGCUAUUGAUUCAUCAAUUUAUAAAGAUCACUUCCCCUUAGCUCAAAGAGUAACAUAUAAAUUUUUCGUCGGAAGAAAUGCUAUGUUUGAUAGCAAUUACCGAUCCGCUGAUGAGUAUUUGACGUUUGCUUUUGAACACUGUCAUAAACAAUCAGCUAAGAAUAAAAGAUUAAUACUUACUUAUUUAAUACCCGUAAAAAUGUUAUUGGGCUUCAUGCCGAAAAAAAGCCUUCUAGAAAAAUACAAUCUCAUGGAAUUUUGGGAUUUAGUAGAAGCUGUGAAAAAAGGAGAUUUGCGAAAGUUGGAAACAGUAAUGACUGAGCAUGAAAGUUUUUUCAUUGGUGCUGGUAUUUAUUUAAUAGUCGAAAAACUAAAGUUGUUGGCUUACAGAAAUCUUUUUAAAAAAGUUUGGUUGGCUUUAAAUACUCAUCAAAUACCAGUCAGCAAUUUAUUAACAGCUUUAGAGAUUUAUGGAGUCGAAGAUGUUGAUAUGGAUGAAACUGAAUGUCUAGUAGCUAAUUUAAUAUAUGAAGGCAAGAUCAAAGGAUAUAUUUCACAUCAACAUAAAAAACUUGUUAUUUCUAAACAAAAUCCGUUUCCUCGACUUUCAUCAAUUAUUUAA
Messenger RNA from Cotesia congregata, 1116 nucleotides. The record is from the annotation of a GenBank genome assembly. NCBI's taxonomy places the organism in Eukaryota, Metazoa, Arthropoda, Insecta, Hymenoptera, Braconidae.